This is a messenger RNA of Pichia membranifaciens NRRL Y-2026, 1065 nucleotides long. RefSeq lists its product as hypothetical. The record is from RefSeq and is a predicted model, not a curated record. NCBI's taxonomy places the organism in Eukaryota, Fungi, Ascomycota, Pichiomycetes, Pichiales, Pichiaceae. The coding region runs from base 427 to 1065 and encodes 212 amino acids. The transcript has a single exon.
CUGGAAAAUCUUAAAAUGGAACGCUUUGUAAGGAGAGUUCAGGACAAAAUAGUGGAAACUUUAACUAGUAGUGUAUUCGGAGAAACACGUGCCAGCAAAGAGCCAGACAGAGAAUCUGAGAAGGCAGAGGAAGUGAGUCCGGAACAACAAGAGGAAAGAUCAACUGGUGGAAAUGUGAAAGAAAAUAACGAAGUAUGCGACACUGAAAAUUGCGUUGUAAGGCGAAAUGAUAAUGACAGAGAGAAGCUGUUUGUAGAUUCAGCUGAAGACGAAGUUCCUGACGCCAAUAAUGACAGUAUUGAAGACGGGAAAUGUCAUGUCAAGAGCAGAUCCAUACAUGGAGGUUCUUCCAAACAAAAGCAUAUUUUCUUAGAGGCAGAUAAAAAACUGAUAAAGAUGCACAAAGUUAUACACAAUAAUUCAAAAAUGGAAGAAGAAGAGAAGGAUGCGGCAGAUGAGGAUGAGGUGCAAGAAGAAGAAGAAGAAGAAGAAGAAGAAGAAGAAGAAGAAGAAGAGGAGAAGGAGGAUGAGGAGGAGGGGGACCACGCAUCAAACUCCAUGACAUUAAUGGGGCUCUACACUGAAUACGAGAAGUCUGUAAAGCUGGAAGAAAAUAAAAUCAGAAAUUUGGAGGACAGUAUAUUCUUAGGGAAUUUGGUAGAGCACUAUGUUGGUUUACUGGGAAUGAUCCAAAAUGUGGAAGACGAGUUUGCUAAAAGAAUAAAGAAAGGAGAAUUGAGUCGCAGCAAUGUGAUUUCGAACAUAAGAAGAGGAAUGAAACGAAAUAUGGUAGAGGAAGGGCGUAUUCAGAAAGUAUCUAACGAUGAUGGGUCAGCAUACUUGAAUAAAAAAUAUCAAAAACUUUACAUUGCACAUUCGCUUUUAGAAAACGACUAUGACGAGCUUUAUGAGAAGUAUGAGAGCUUGAAAAUUGAUCACGAAGAUUUGCAGAGCUUGCAGAAUAUGCCGAAGACUGGUCCAGAGUCAAAUAUGACUAGAGCUGGCUUCAAAGGCAAGGGAUUCAAAAUUGGUAGAAAGUUAGUUAGUUACAAUUCAGAUAGGUAG